AUGUGCACUUGCGUCCUCCCUGAGACCAGAACAGGGAAUGACAUCUCCCCGGCGCUGUCGGCAGUUACCGUCUUGUCAUCUCCGAUCGCAUACUUCGCACCCGGCCGGAGACGGGAACUAGGCUGCCUCAUCCCCUGGCCAUCUACAUCUUCAGCUCGGACAAUGCCCAAGUUGACGAGAUUGUUCGCCGCUUACAAGGGCACCCUGACGCCAGUUCAACGCAACACCAUGUCCGGAGGUGUGACCGUCAACGACGUGCUCAUGCAUGCCGGAGUACCGGGCACCCCGUUCGGCGGCGUUGGCGAGUCGGGUAUGGGGUACUACCACGGAAAACACAGAUUCCUCGCCUUCACCCAUACCAGGAUAUUCGUCUUGCCGUCCACGUGGCUGGAUAGGUUGAUGUCCUUCCGGUAUCCUCCGUUCGAUGUUCGGCACAGUAGCAAGUUGGCCGUCAAGAAUCGUCUCGGGUUCAAAAAAGGGAAGACGAUGGAAGACCAGCGAAUCAAACCUUGGCCCCCGAGGAAGACUGCGGCCUAG
This is a messenger RNA of Phialemonium atrogriseum, 537 nucleotides long. RefSeq lists its product as uncharacterized. The transcript has 2 exons. The coding region runs from base 1 to 537 and encodes 178 amino acids. The record is from RefSeq and is a predicted model, not a curated record. Gene Ontology annotation, biological process: aldehyde metabolic process. Gene Ontology annotation, molecular function: aldehyde dehydrogenase (NAD+) activity. Gene Ontology annotation, cellular component: cytoplasm. Lineage: Eukaryota; Fungi; Ascomycota; Sordariomycetes; Cephalothecales; Cephalothecaceae.